GGUCGUCGCGUGGACGCCGGUAUAAAACCUGGUCGCCAGGUGAGCACAAAGUCUCCGUUUAAAGAGGAUUUGGUGAGAGAGGCGCGAGGAGGAGCAGCAGAGAUGUAUCGAUUUAAUAAAACCCACAUGAACCAUCCCAUGUACUUCCCCUGCAUGGGAACAGCUCCUUUCUUUAAGGUGACUGUGUUUGAGCGGGAGUUCUUCCAGGGCAGGUGUAUGGAGUUCACCUCUGAGUGCUGUAACAUCUAUGACUGCGGCCUGGACAACAUCCGCUCCAUCCGAGUGGAGAGUGGAGCUUGGGUGGGAUUCGAGCACCAUGACUUCCAGGGCCAGCAGUUCAUCCUGGAGAGGGGCGAGUACCCCAACUGGGAGGCGUACAGCGGCGCCCUGUCCUACCACAACGAGCGCUUCAUGUCCUUCCGCCCGAUCUACUGCGCCUCUCACGAGAGCAGCAGGAUGAGGAUCUUUGAGAGGGAGAACUUCAUGGGCCAGAACACGGAGCUGUGUGACGACUACCCGUCCCUGCAGGCCAUGGGCUGGUUCAGGCCCGAGGUCGGCUCCAUGCACGUGCAGUGUGGAGCCUUCGUGUGCUAUGAGUACCCCGGCUACCGAGGCCAGCAGUACAUCAUGGAGUGUGAGAGACACAGUGGAGACUACCAGCACUGGAGGAACUGGGGCUCCCACUGCCAGACCCCAAAGAUCCAGUCCAUCAGACGCAUCAGGCACUGAGAGGGACCGGAUCAGACCUGGCAACAGGGACGGCUCAGGCUAACUCCUGGAGGCUGAGCUUCAGGGACCUGGAUAUGACUUUGGGCCAGAAGUCUGGACUUCAGGUUCUGAGUUCAGGACCGCAACUACAACACAAAAAACCAUCAUGAUGAGAUGUAGCAGCUACCUCUUUAUCUCAGCUCAUAUUCAUAUUUCUGUUCAUGCUCAAUAUGUUUAGUGAGAGUAAAAUAAAGCUCAUAUUGAGAAAACUGACAA
Centropristis striata (black sea bass) is the source of this 984-nucleotide messenger RNA. RefSeq names its product beta-crystallin A1-2-like. The record is from RefSeq and is a predicted model, not a curated record. NCBI's taxonomy places the organism in Eukaryota, Metazoa, Chordata, Actinopteri, Perciformes, Serranidae. The transcript is spliced from 6 exons. The coding region runs from base 103 to 729 and encodes 208 amino acids. Gene Ontology annotation, molecular function: structural constituent of eye lens. Gene Ontology annotation, biological process: lens development in camera-type eye; visual perception.